Molecule: messenger RNA, 777 nt
Organism: Metarhizium brunneum ARSEF 3297
Lineage: Eukaryota; Fungi; Ascomycota; Sordariomycetes; Hypocreales; Clavicipitaceae
Product: Spherulin-4
Source: RefSeq, a predicted model, not a curated record
AUGGCGGACAGGACGAAGCCCUGGGUGGUCAUGCCACUAUACUACUACCCACUGGACGAGGCCACAUGGAAGCCGCUGUACGACGCCGCCGCGUCCUACCCCGACGUCAACUUCCUCGUCGUGGUCAACCCCAACAGCGGCCCUGGCACGGAGCCGCUCCCCGGCAAAGACUACGCCCGCGAGGUGCCGCGGCUCAACGCCUUCCCCAACGUCCACGCCGUCGGCUACGUGCGCGUCGACUACUGCAGGAAGCCUCUGGCCGACGCCUGCGCCGAGAUUGAGCGCUACGCCCGCUGGCGCCGGCACCCCGACGCGCCGCCGGGCCUCCACGUCGAGGGCAUCUACGUCGACGAGACGCCCAACCACCACUCGCCCUCGGCGGCGCGGUACCUCGACCACCUCCGCCGCCUCGUCAAGGCCAGCGACGGCCUGGCCGGCGCGCGCUCCACGGUCGUGCACAACCCCGGGACGCCCCCGGAGGGCGAGCUCGCGUCAUUUGGGGACCCUGACCUGGUGUGCGUCUGCGAGGAGCCCUACCACCUCUUCCAGGGGGACGGCCUGCAGAGGCGCCUGGUCGACUGGGCGCCCGAACACGAGCGCUGCGUGUACCAGAUCUCGGGCGUGCCCCAGGGCGAGCUGGCCGCCGCGGUGCAGGACCUGUGCCGCCGCGGCCGGUAUGUCUUCGCCACGGACCUGGUGGACGACUUUUACGAGAGUUUUGGGCCCAGCUGGCCCGGUUUUGUGGCCGCCGUGAGCGAGGCGGCGCCGCGGGGAUGA